AUGUCAGAAACUGACAUGGCAGUUAUUAAUCCUGAGAUGAUGAAGCCCUAUGUGUGGCUUCAAACUUCCGAUGAUUCAAUCCAACAAGUGGAACAAGAGAUUGCGAUGUUUUGUCCAUUUAUAUGUCAAGAAAUAAUACAAAAAAGCAUGGGAUCUUCCAAGAAUUGUGCAAUAUGUCUUCCUCAACAAGUCAGUCCUGCCAUGUUGAGCUUAAUUCUCGAUUAUUGUCGAUUUCAUCAAGUACUAGGCCGCUCAAACAAGGAACGGAAGUCUUAUGAUGAGAAAUUCGUCAGGAUAGACACAGAGCGGCUCUGUGAGUUGACGUCUGCUGCGGAUAGCCUUCAGUUAAAGCCAUUGGUUGAUCUCACUAGUCGUGCACUAGCUCGAAUAAUCGAAGGAAGAUCACCGGAGGAGAUACGCGACAUAUUUCAUUUGCCUGAUGAUCUUACAGAGGAAGAGAAAUUGGAGCCCCUGAGAAACAUAACUGACGAUCCAAGGAUCAGGCUUUUGAAUCGCUUGUAUGCCAAGAAGAGGAAAGAACUUAAAGAGCGUGAAAGGAUAAAGAAUGUUGAAGUUGAAGAAGAGCAUGUAGAUGAACGAUCAGUUGAUGACCUUUUAUCUUUCAUUAAUGGAAAUGACGGAGAUCCGAAGGGGAUUAAAACUUCUAAAAAUAAAAAGAAGAAUCGAAGGAAAAAAGACCAACAGAAGAAUUCUUCUUUGAAGGAAGCAUCUGUACCAGAUAAGAAGGAGGAGGUAAACGGUCAUAAUGUCAGACACCAUAGUUCGGAAGCUGAUAGACCGUGUGAGACCUCGAAUUCACACCAUACAGACGAUGAUCUUAUGGUUGAGUUUGAUGAUGAUGAUACAGAUGAUGAGAUUGAUCCGGUAUUAAAGGCAAAAAUUGACAGGGAAGUGGAAGAUUUUGCCCGCCGAUUAAAUUCCAACUGGCCAGAAAGAAUAAAAGACUUUUUGUCGUCGACACAAGAAAGGAAGACAAAGCUUUUAACCACCACCAAUGGGAAUGGUUGUCUAAGGCGACAUGCAUGUAUGCUUCUUCCAUGCAUUUCAAUACUUUACCUUAACCAUGUGCUUUCUACCUGA
This is a messenger RNA of Lathyrus sativus (Indian pea), 1101 nucleotides long. Lineage: Eukaryota; Viridiplantae; Streptophyta; Magnoliopsida; Fabales; Fabaceae. The record is from the annotation of a GenBank genome assembly.